GGUACUGAAUGCAUCAUAUCAGUAUCUUUAAAGUGUAGCAUUUUUCCCAGUCCGGGAAUACAGAUGCCAGUGGCUUUUAUGGCCAUUGAGGAAACAUGUAUGAUUUCUCCCUGGUCAGGAAGCAACUUACUGGAAGUCCCCCUUCUUCCUCUGAGUGGCUGGGUGUGAGGGACAUAGCAGAUCGGCUGUACAUUCUUGAGUGUUUAGAGGAGCUUCUGGAGCUACAGGAGACCCAGGACCUUCCAGAACUCCAGAAUGAGCCAGUUGCUGUGACCCACGAACCAUCAGAGCACAGCAAGACAGGGAACAUUGAACGUGGCAGAAGUUCUUCAUUCCACGAAGUCCGCGGCCUGCGGGAGAUUGACAUGAGGGCCGCGGAGGAUGGAUCCAGCAGCAGCAGUAGUGGCAGCAACACUGUCUUACAGCGCCUCCUACAGGAGCAGCUCCGCUAUGGCAAUCCCGGGGAGAGUAGAAACUACCUUGCUCUGCAGCAGCAACAGCAGCAGCAACAGCAGGGCCCAGUGAGUGGAGUGUCCUACGGGACAGCUGGUAACCAAGGCGAAGACCACUCCAUGGUCCCUCACAUCGCCCGGCAGGAGCCUCAGGGCCAGGAGCUGCAGGCCGACAGUGGAAUGGAGAAGCAGCUGGCCUCGUCGGGGAGAGGUGGAGGUGGAGGCGGAGGAGGACAGGGGCCCAGCGCUGAGGAGCUGCCCACCUAUGAGGAAGCCAAAGUUCAGUCUCAGUAUUUCAGAGGUCAGCAGCAGAUACCACCCACAGUGGGAGCGGCCUUUUACGUGACUGGGGUGACCAAUCAGAAGGUGCGGACUGAGGGGCGGCCAACAGUGCAGCGAGUCAGCGGUGGCAAGGUGCACCAAGACGAGGGCCUGAAGGACCUGAAGCAGGGCCACGUGCGCUCCCUCAGUGAGCGCCUUAUGCAGCUGUCCCUGGCAACCAGUGGAGUCAAAGCCCAUGCUCCUGUGACGAGUGCCCCCCUCUCCCCACAGCCUCCUCCUGGGCCCCCAGGGGACUUCUACAAACCAAACAUCCAGCACAGGGGCCCACCACCAGACUACCCCUUCAAGAACAUGGUUUCCCCCCCCAAGAUGCAGGAGCCAGGUCACUACUUCCCUGACCACCGGACAAGCCAGCAAGGCAGGGCUGAUGUGCCCCAUGUCCGGUAUCAGCCUCCACCUGACUAUGGAGCUGUCAGACAAACCCAGGAGAACUCUGGUCAUUCUCAGAGACCUGUCCACCACCACAGCCCCACAUCUUCCAUGACCUCUGUGGGCUCCAUCUCUCUGGCCCAGUCCUCCACCCACAGUAGCAUGAUGGGGUCUCCUUACCCCCCCUCUCAGCACCUUCACUCAGGGGAGCCUUUCCCACUUGGCCCUCGAAGCCCCCAUGGACCCGGUUCCCACCAGGGGGACCCCUUCAGCCUGGCCUCGCUCCCUCCUCAUACUCUGCGCGGGCCGCCUUACCAUGUAGGAGACCCCUACAUGUCAUCUCCAAGGUCCCAGCAGCACCUCCAUCAUAGCCACUCCUUUCAAGGGGACCCCUACGCCAUGGUUUCCCGGGCUCAGCAGAUGGUGGAAAUGCUCUCGGAUGAAAAUCGAAUGCUGAAGCAGGAGCUGGAAAUGUGCUGUGAAAAAGUGGCCAAACUGCAGAAGCUGGAGACAGAGAUCCAGCGUGUAUCGGAGGCCUAUGAGAAUCUGGCCAAAUCCUCCUCCAAGAGAGAGGCUCUGGAGAAGACCAUGAGGAACAAACUGGAACUGGAGAUUCGCCGAUUACACGACUUCAACAGAGACUUAAGAGAGCGCAUGGAAUCUGCCAACAAACAGCUGUCUGCAAAAGAGUAUGAGGGAUCAGAAGACAACCGUAAGACCAUCUCCCAGCUGCUUGCUCAGAACAAGGAGACCUUGAGGGAGAAGGAAAAGCUAGAGAUCGAACUGAAUGCCCUGCGCUCCACCAAUGAAGACCAGCGAAGGCACAUUGAAAUCCGGGACCAGGCUCUGAACAAUGCGCAGGCCAAGGUGGUGAAGCUGGAGGAGGAACUGAAGAAGAAGCAGGUGUAUGUGGAGAAGGUGGAACGCAUGCAGCAGGCCUUGGCUCAGCUGCAGGCUGCCUGCGAGAAGAGGGAGCAGCUAGAACAUCGCCUUCGGACCCGGCUAGAAAGGGAACUGGAGUCACUGCGCAUGCAACAGCGGCAAGGAAGCUCUCAGAACAGUAACACUUCGGAAUACAAUGCCACAGCACUGAUGGAGCACCUGCGGGAGAAGGAAGAGAGGAUUUUGGCCCUGGAGGCCGACAUGACCAAGUGGGAGCAGAAGUAUCUAGAGGAGAGCGUCAUGAGGCAGUUUGCUCUGGACGCUGCUGCCUCAGCUGCCACUCAGAGGGACACCAAUUCUGGGAUCAGCCACUCCCCCUCCUGCAGUUACGACACCUCUGUGGAGGCCCGGAUCCAGAAGGAAGAGGAAGAGAUUCUUAUGGCAAACCGGAGAUGCCUGGAUAUGGAAAGCAGGAUCAAGAACCUCCAUGCCCAGAUCAUUGAGAAAGAUGCCAUGAUAAAAGUUCUUCAACAACGGUCACGGAAGGAGCCCAACAAAUCGGAGACAGCCUCUGCUAUGAGACCAUCCAAAUCGCUGAUGUCCAUCGCCAACACCGGAGGCCCUGGUUUGCUUUCCCACUCUCUAACUCUCAGCAGCAGCCCCAUUACUGAGGAGAAGAAGGAUGACAGGAGCUGGAAAGGGAGUCUAGGUGUGCUGCUCGGACCAGAGUUCCGGACUGAAUCCUUGCGGAAUGAAUCCAUCUCCUCCUCACCCUCUCCUGUGCUCCCCUCUACCCCCAUGAUGUCUGGGCACUCCAAGACAGGCAGUCGAGACAGUAGCACCCAGACAGACAAAGGCAAUGAGAGCAGCAAACCCACAACCCCUGCUCUGCCCACAACCCCCGCUCUGCCAGCAGUCCAGCCCAGAUUGACAAGCCCAAGCCCAGUCUACAUUCCAGACAGGAUAGCAGAGAUGCCAGUGUUCCACAGCAGCACUUUGGAGAGAAGAGCCCCAGUCCAGUCUCCCACACAGGAUGUGGACAGUGAGAUGGUGGAAAUUCUCAUUUAAACAUGGAAUUGGCUAUAUUCAAGACCUUAAUUCUCAACUUGGCCAAGGAGGACUUCUUACAUUACAAAAGCUAAUGUUUGUACAGUAAACAGAUGAAUAGUUCAAAACAGGUGAAGGAUUUUCUUGAUGGGUUAUGUCAGAAUGAGGAUAAGCUUGAAUGCACUACUUAUAAGCAUUGUUUUCAUUAAGAAUCCGUGUAUAGUGAGUUAACAAACAUUAGAUAUGCAUUAGUAUACUGUAUUGUACAGUAUUGUUUCGGGUAUUUAUUACCCCCAUUGGACCAAAUUUGUCUGCUACCUUUUUUCAUCUUUUGCACUACUUUGUAUGUAUUAACAUGUAUUUUCUCCAAACAUUAGUAGCUUUAGUAGCAUUCUAUUUAUAAGCAGGUUUUAUUUACAAUUAUUUCACAAGGCACUUGGGUAGCAAACAUGACUUUUAUAGAUAAAAUACUUUUGUAGGAAAAAUAUUAAACCUGUAAAUACUGUACAAUGAUACCGUAGGGCAGGUCUAGUGCCUUGAGUCAUUUUUUCAUACAUACCAUAUUGAUAUUGACAAAUUAAUACUGUCUUUAAGUGAAUAGAAUUGAAAUAUAGUCAACACAAGAAACUGCCUGCUCUGGACCAUACAGUAAAUGAUCAAUCAGUAUGUGUGCUUUUAUCGGAUAAUUGGAAGAUUUCUGUGAUUGUGGUGUUUGUUUAGAGAUCCCACUGGCUUGGGAUCAAUCUUGGUGUUUCAUAAAUAGAAUAUAGCAAGGGUUAUUUGGGAAGGAGGGGAGUUGCAUAACUUGAGCAUAAAAACAUAUUGAUCUAAUGAAUGUGGUAAACAGACUUUUAAACUUCUAAAGCAUUCCAUAAAAAUGUGUGACGAUUUCAAGAUAAAAGGAUUUUCUUAAGAUAAAUCAGUUAAGUCUUUACAGUUUGCAGCCCAAAUUACUAUAUUUUAAUAUUAUCAAUAUCUAUUAACUGUUUCUAAGGCCACAUUUUCUAAGUAAUAAGCAAAAGACUUGUGGUCUGGUUAGAAAUGUGUAAAAGUAGGAGAAUGUUAACUCCUCUCACAUUCUAGGGGACAAAAAGCAUUUCAAAUGCAAGUGUGUCACUGCCAUGAUUUUGUAAUGGAUAGAACAGUAUUAAGAAUUCAAACAAUUUCAGAAUUACAGACUUUUAAAAUAAUAUGUAAUCUAUCCCACGCUCAAACACUGUGAUGACUUUGUCUUCUGCAACUUUGCAUGUUAAAAUAGUUUUUGUUCUAAUGCACAAAGAAGACUUCAGAUAUGAAGUAAAAGUGUUAUGUUUUUAUCAUAAUAUUUAGGCUGAUGCUUCCUGUCUGUUAUGACUGUAAUGUGUUACAACUACCAAAUGUGUUAGUCUAUGGUCAAAUACUUCCUAUGCCUCUGAAAAGCUACCACAUAUUUAAGUCCAGUAUUAAAAUCUUAUUCUAGUUUGCUAUAAACAGAAUCUAGAGCAGAGUGUCGACUGACUGUUCUGCGUUGUUUAAAACAUGGCAUAUAUCCAGUCCUUCUUAUGAAAGUGGUACUUGUACUUCCAUUUUUUUAUGCUCAAGAGAAGUACCAUAUGAAAAUGCAUUAGCAUUCUUCUCUUAGAAUGUGAAAAGAGAAAUGUUGCUUGAGUUCAAGUAGAAUCUUGUUUUUGAGUGUUUUAGAGGCUGUUUUUUUCAUCAAAAUAUAACCUCAUGUGACAGUUGAUACAAUAUAUGAAUUACGUUACACACAUUUCAGUCUGAGACACUUCUAGUGGCUUUAGAGUAAGUCCACCUCUUACAAAUCCCCUGUGAUUGUCUUUUCUUUUUGGGUAGCUAAAACAUGUACUUCCUCUAUACUUCAUUUUGUGUCUGAAGAAUUUUAACUGUUCUUUCAUUUUAAAAAAUACAGUGUACUGUAAAUAGCAUACUUAGCAGGAAUGUAUUGUCCUGUAAGUAAAUGGAGGUGUGCUAUUUUCUUAUAGUGGUCAUUUCUCUUGUAGAUAUUAUACAUUAUUUGAUAUACUUUUUUAACAGUGUUUAAUGUCUGAUUAACAAUGUACAGUUCAUUGUUCAUCACACAAAAGUGAAUUGCAUAUGAUGAACAAGAUAAUAGAAAUCUGAGAUAAGGCCACCCUUACGGACUCUGCUUCAAUAGUGGUUUAAGCAGAAGUGUUUUUGCAGAUCUUUUACUGCAAUAAAAUGAUCAUUGAACACACAUUGCCAAUUUCAAGCCUAAGCAGUUGAGGUUUCAUAUAAGGCUUUCAAGGAUAGAACUAGAGGUGAGAAAAAAAUGGUUUUCAGUUUAUUUACAAUAUGUCAAAUUGGGUUUUACUUUUUAAGAUCCCUGUUUGUAAUGGUUUUAUAUUCACCUUAUGUUUAAGAGACAUUAGAUUGAACACUGUUGAUAAAGAAAAUAGAUGGAGAUUUUGUGAUCAAAUCAAUCUAAAUAGUAAUUAUGGCUAUAAAUUGAAAUGUGGUGCUCUAGAGAUUUGCGUGUUUAAACAAACUAUAUGAAUAUAGUUACAGACUCAGAAGAGUAGCUCAACACUAUAAACAUAAAUCUUCAUUCAUCUUAAAGAUUGAUCCCUCUUUGUCAGAAAGCUCCAACACCUAUUAUCAGAACUGGAAACUGUGAAGCACGUGAAGUGUUAUUCAACAGGCAGCAGACCUUGUAAGAUACAAUUUAAUUUUUAAUUGGUUAAUUUAGUUCCACAAAAAUGGAAAGGCCUUAAAGGGUGGUUAAGUAAAGCACAGUAAGAACUCAAGAGAGUAUUUGAAACUGAAACUUUUGUGUAUAAUGUAUUUCACUGCCCCAGAGUAGGAACAAGGGCUGCAGUGCAUCUUGUUUCCUGUAUUUCAUUCUGUAAUCUUUGUAUAUACAAAUGAACCAGGUAAGAAUCAGAAAAAUGUUUUUCCAGAGCUUUAAACAAAAUAUCCUGUCUUUGAAGUUAUAGAAAAAAAUGUUCCCAUUAUUACUGCUAUUUAACAUUUAAAUGUAAACAUUUAAAAGCAUUUGAUCAGACCAGCAGAGGUUUUGUUUGGUCUCUCAUUAUUGUAUUUAGCUAACACAGAGAAAUAAAAGGUUUUAUUUCCCAUUUUAAGCAUUGUUAAUUUUGGUGAAAAAAAACGUAGUUUUGCAUUUUCCAAAGUGAACAACAAUAAUGCUGCUUUGUACAAUAUUAGUCAUAAUGUAAUCUGUUCCUUUUAUUGUAUUAGUAUUCUCAGUAGUCAGACCUUAUUUCAUGUUGCAAAACUCAUCUCAAGCAGAUUUCUUAAAAUGGUUGGAUUUUUGUAUUUUUUAUAUUUUUACAGACUGUUUUAAACCUGAAUUUCUGUGUUUGUGUCACAUUAAAUUAUGUUCUUUUUAAUUGUUAAAAAAUAGCAUGGAGUUCUCAAUUGUUUUUUUUUUACUAUUUGGUAUCUUUUCACAAUACUGAUAAAGCUAAACACAUAUUAAAUGGAAAAUGGAUUUCA
Molecule: messenger RNA, 6566 nt
Organism: Lepisosteus oculatus (spotted gar)
Lineage: Eukaryota; Metazoa; Chordata; Actinopteri; Semionotiformes; Lepisosteidae
Gene: amot
Product: angiomotin
Biological process (GO): angiogenesis; establishment of cell polarity involved in ameboidal cell migration; regulation of cell migration
Cellular component (GO): plasma membrane; cytoplasmic vesicle; bicellular tight junction
Molecular function (GO): signaling receptor activity; protein binding
Source: RefSeq, a predicted model, not a curated record